UUCCAUCCUUAAGCAAUACUUUUUUUUCGCCAAACAGUUUAGAACAUUUUUUACGAAAGCAUGAAUAAAAAUGGGAUAUAUAUUUGCAUUUACAAAUGACUCCCAUCGAUCAAUACUUUACAAUACCAUAACUGUUAACGUUUCAAACCUAAUACACAACAAGCUUAUCGAUCGUGUACAAUCUAAUGUCAAUGAAACCUGAUAACCAUUAUCUGCAAUUGUAAAUUUGAACGAAACUAUCUUGAUCUCCCUAAGGUAUUUACGGUGUUAAUACAGGAUAUAAAUUUACAUAAAUUCACCUGGAUUUUUAUGAAAUCUAAAAUAAGCGUUUUAGAUUAAAACAGUGAUCGAACAACGUUAGAAAUGGAAGUUUCCGGUAAACUAGCUGAGGCAAGACAUGAUUUAAAAUUUUGUGAAAAUUGUCAAUUUGAAAAUGUUACAACAAAAGCAAAUGAAAUAUGUCGGGAAUGUGAGGAAUAUAUGUGCGACACAUGCUUUCGGAAUCAUCUAACGGGUAAAAGGAAUAGAAAUCAUGCAUUGAUUAAUAUGAAUGAUCCAGAUAUUGCUGCAAAGAAGCGUGCAGAAGAAGUAGAGAAAUGUAAACAGCACGAUAAUGAGGCAAUCAAAUUUUACUGUCGUAAACACGAAAUUGUUGGGUGUGGAGACUGCAUUAUAUUGGAGCAUAGUACAUGUAAACCCGAAUACAUAAAGGACUUAUCGAAAAACGUUCAGGAAACCGAAGAUUUCAUAAACUUGAAGAGGAAAAUUGAACAACUGGAGCGUGAGAACAAAACAAACUUUGAAAACGUUCAAAAGAAUCGAAAAGACUGUAAAGUAGUGCAUGAAGAAGUGCUAACUAAGAUAAGGAAGUUUAGAACAGAUAUAAAUACUUAUCUGGAUAAGGCAGAAGCAGAUAUAAUAUCUGAAAUGGAACAACUUAUGUCCGACAACGACAAACUCCUUGAUAAGCUAGACAACAAUUGUGCAAAAUAUUUGUCUGAUAUUGAAGGUUUAAAACAGAAACUUGACCCAACUGUCCAUAGAGAAAAUGUACUGUUUAUACAAACAGUACGUAGCAAAGCGAGUGUUCUGGAAAUUGAACAUGAGCUGUCAAAAAAUGUACAAUCAGUAUGCCAAGUCAAAGGUUAUGAAUUUGUUCCCAAUGUAAAACUGUCGAGUAUCAUCAAAUCAGAAGAGAAACUUGGCAAAAUCAAUAUUUCAAAUAUAAAUGAACCUAAGCAAGAUGAAAUUACAAAUUUGGAUGAUUUAAUGAACGUUGAUACAUUAACAUUGGUGGAACCAAAGAAGCCAAAGAAGCUAAUACAGCAGGAAACAGAUAACAAAACUGGUGUGAGACCGCCACCUGUUUUUGUCGGUACCCGUGUAGAAGCAACAGAUUGGGGGGUAAAUAUCAUUUUAUUUUUGACUGAAUAUAACAAUAAUUCAAAGACGAUGUUAUAUCAGGCCGACGUUAACGUUACUGACUAAAUAGCAAAACGUCAAUAAGAAACAUUAAAAGAUUUAAUCGACAUAUUAUAUGCUACAACUUAACACUUUACCGUUUUCAUAAUUGUAUAAGAGUCGUAUCAAAAUUUCAAAGUGUUAAAUUAUGAGGGCUUGGAAAGGUAAAUAUUCUUCUAAUGAUAUACAGUUGAUACUGAUACUAUUAUCGUAACGAAAAGCAGUGAUUUUUGUUAAAGAGUACGGAUAAAUGACGUCCUUCUUGGUUGCAACCAUGGCGAAAAUUAA
Messenger RNA from Mercenaria mercenaria, 1749 nucleotides. Its product is annotated as transcription intermediary factor 1-alpha-like. The transcript is spliced from 2 exons. Lineage: Eukaryota; Metazoa; Mollusca; Bivalvia; Venerida; Veneridae. Gene Ontology annotation, molecular function: zinc ion binding. The record is from RefSeq and is a predicted model, not a curated record. Bases 364 to 1488 code for a protein of 374 amino acids.